GCCAGCCGGAGGAGCCGCGGAGAGGAAGGCGGAGGAGAGAAAAGCCAUCCCGGCUGCGCGCCCGCCUGGCCGGCUUGCAGCAGCAGCAAGAGCAGGAGGCGGGGAGAAGCCGUUGUAGCUGUCGUCUUUGAAGAUGUCCAAUAAUGGCCUAGAAGCAGAAGACAAGCCCCCGGCUCCUCCAAUGAGGAACACCAGCACGAUGAUAGGCAGCGGGAACAAAGAGGCGGGACCCUUGAACCACGGCUCCAAACCUUUGCCUCCUAAUCCGGAAGAGAAGAAGAAGAGGGACCGCUUUUACCGCUCCAUCUUACCGGGAGACAAAACCAACAAGAAGAAGGAGAAAGAGCGCCCUGAGAUCUCACUCCCUUCCGACUUUGAGCACACGAUUCACGUUGGGUUUGAUGCUGUCACAGGCGAAUUCACGGGGAUGCCUGAGCAAUGGGCCCGCUUGCUGCAAACCUCCAACAUCACCAAAUCGGAGCAGAAGAAGAACCCUCAGGCCGUGCUCGACGUCCUAGAGUUCUACAAUUCCAAAAAGACCUCCAAUAGCCAGAAGUAUAUGAGCUUCACAGAUAAAUCUGCAGAAGACUAUAACUCCUCCAACACACUGAAUGUGAAGGCGGUAUCUGAGACCCCCGCCGUCCCCCCUGUGUCAGAGGACGAAGAUGAUGAAGACGAUGCUGCCCCUCCCCCGGUCAUCGCUCCCCGGCCCGAGCACACGAAGUCCAUAUACACCCGGUCGGUGAUCGAACCCCUUCCUCCAGCCCCGACCCGAGACGUGGCCACCUCUCCGAUCCCAUCGCCUUCCGAAAACAGCACGACCCCUCCAGACACGUUGGCGAGGAGUACGGAGAAGCAGAAAAAGAAACCGAAAAUGACAGACGAGGAAAUCUUGGAGAAAUUAAGAGGUAUUGUGAGUGUGGGUGACCCCAAGAAGAAAUAUACAAGUUUUGAGAAGAUCGGGCAAGGAGCUUCAGGGACAGUUUACACGGCGAUCGAUGUAGCUACAGGACAGGAAGUUGCAAUUAAGCAGAUGAACUUGCAGCAACAGCCCAAGAAGGAGCUGAUAAUUAAUGAAAUUCUCGUCAUGAGGGAAAACAAGAACCCCAACAUUGUCAACUAUCUGGACAGUUACCUUGUGGGGGAUGAAUUGUGGGUAGUCAUGGAGUAUUUGGCAGGCGGUUCCUUGACAGACGUGGUGACAGAGACCUGCAUGGAUGAAGGGCAGAUUGCCGCCGUGUGCCGGGAGUGUCUGCAGGCCUUGGAAUUCCUCCAUGCCAACCAAGUCAUCCACAGGGACAUCAAGAGUGACAAUAUCUUGCUGGGGAUGGAUGGGUCUGUCAAGCUAACCGAUUUCGGCUUCUGUGCUCAGAUCACUCCCGAGCAAAGCAAGCGCAGCACCAUGGUUGGGACGCCAUAUUGGAUGGCGCCCGAGGUGGUGACGAGAAAAGCCUAUGGGCCCAAAGUGGACAUCUGGUCUCUGGGGAUAAUGGCCAUUGAAAUGAUAGAGGGGGAACCUCCGUACCUCAACGAAAAUCCACUGAGGGCUUUAUAUCUUAUUGCUACCAACGGGACCCCCGAGCUGCAGAACCCAGAGAAGCUUUCGCCCAUCUUUAGAGACUUCCUUAAUCGCUGCCUCGAGAUGGAUGUGGAGAAGAGGGGGUCUGCGAAAGAGCUCCUCCAGCACCAGUUUCUCAAAAUCGCCAAGCCCCUCUCCAGCCUCACUCCUCUGAUCAUCGCGGCGAAGGAGGCAGCGAAGAACAACCACUGAUGUCCUCCAUGGGGCCGCCGUCGCCGUUCCAAACCCUCUUGGCUUUUAACUUUCCCCGAAAACACCUGUUUCAUAGAGCCCGGCUCUCCCCCGACUUUUAUGGCCGUGCUCCGAAGCUUUUCAUCGUUCAAGAUCGGGACCGCGGCGUCGACGUGCACCUGAAACUCAAAAGCAGACAUCUGGAGGCGGAGGCAGGUGUCGCCCUCAAAACUGGGACCUCCCACAUGGAAUGGAUGUGUGGGGCGGAAUUUGUAUGUUUGAAAGGGCCAUUAAGGGGCUGUCUGAUCUCGGACAAAAUAAGUUGCCAAGCCAGUAUGUUUUCAUAUCUUUUAGUGUGUUGUUGAAUUUAAGAAGAGAGGAAAACAUGAUUCCAUGCAACCUUUUAGGACAAUUGAAGGAAUUGAAUUUCUCACUGCCUGUGUUUUCUUUUACCUCUGCGAAAAGCCCCCCUGUUCGCAAGACUACUGAGAGACGGGCAUAGUUUGGAUUACGUGAAAACUAGCACAGGGAGUGUUUUUCUUUUAAAAAAAAUAAUCUCAAGGGAAAUGGAAUUUCUUCCACUGAACCAGAAACGAGCAUCCUGUGUCUGUUGGAAGAUGGCAGUUAAUGAAUGUUCAUCAUGCUGUGUGUAUGGGGGCUGGAUGGUGGUGGGGUUUUUGUGUGUGUGUGUGAAACUUAAUUGCCCUCUGAUUAAAUUCUCGUCCUUGUUUCCACCCUUCUGA
Messenger RNA from Podarcis raffonei (Aeolian wall lizard), 2493 nucleotides. RefSeq names its product p21 (RAC1) activated kinase 1 (gene PAK1). Gene Ontology annotation, biological process: regulation of MAPK cascade; intracellular signal transduction; protein phosphorylation. Bases 134 to 1771 code for a protein of 545 amino acids. The record is from RefSeq and is a predicted model, not a curated record. NCBI's taxonomy places the organism in Eukaryota, Metazoa, Chordata, Lepidosauria, Squamata, Lacertidae. Gene Ontology annotation, cellular component: cytoplasm. Gene Ontology annotation, molecular function: protein serine/threonine kinase activity; ATP binding. The transcript has 15 exons.